UUUUUCCCUUUUUUUUUCUCUCUCUCUCUCUCUCUGCUAUUUCUCUGCUACUCUCUAUCACUAUGGCUUCUCAAAAUAUUCCUAUUAGUUUUAAGCGUAAGCAGUCCAUUAGUGCCAGUGGUAGUUCUGCCUUAUCUUAUUCACCUUCCUCACAUACGAUGCCAGCUUUAUUUCAGCACCGAGAUAGUUUUGUUCAUCAAAGAGAACUGGAGUCACAAUUUUGUUCCGAUUUGGUCUGUUGUGGCACUCAAGUGAAGGAUCUCCAUGAACUUCUACAUCACUAUGAAGAACACCAUCACGCACCUAUUGAAGAAGAACCCGAGCCUACUAUUAAAGAAGAAGACGAUGACGAAAAGGACGAAAAGGAGGAAGAGGACGAUAUUAUGAUGGAAGAUGUCAGUACACCUUUUCCAGCUCCUUUGCCUACUCAACCACAUGAACUGGCUGCCUUGACAAGCAGUCCUUUAUUACGACACAAACCCACAUCUUCUGUCUCUACUCCUCUGAAUUUAAGCCCAACCAUGAGUGUUAAUCCAGCACCUUCACUACCACAACAUACAGAUGAUAUUUUACAAAAAGUAUUGGCGAGCAGUCAACAUGCUGAUCUCAGUUACUUUCCUGCUGAAGCAUUAUAUCAGACCUGCGAUGAUGGAACUGACAAGCCUUAUAAAUGUCCCAUUGCUGGUUGUGAUAAAGCCUACAAGAAUCCGAACGGUCUCAAAUACCAUCAAAUGCAUGGUCAUUCAGAAGAAGACCCAUUGAGUGAAGCAGAAAGAGAUGCACAAAAGCCUUAUAUGUGUACUAUUGGCUAUUGUAAUAAGCGAUACAAGAACCUAAAUGGUCUGAAGUAUCAUAUUGAACAUUCACACUUGGCUAAACUGAAGCAAUUUCAACCUGAUAAUACAUUUAUAGAUCAACAACCGUUAUGGUCUUCUAAACCAUAAAAACUUGUACAACAUGUAAAUACUGUUUCCUCUCUUUAGCUAAAUAAAUAUAUUCUGUAUACUAUUCAACAAGCAAACAAACAGAAAGAA
Molecule: messenger RNA, 1034 nt
Organism: Gilbertella persicaria
Lineage: Eukaryota; Fungi; Mucoromycota; Mucoromycetes; Mucorales; Choanephoraceae
Exons: 3
Coding region: 63-944 (293 amino acids)
Cellular component (GO): nucleus
Source: RefSeq, a predicted model, not a curated record